UUUAUCUCAUUAUCUUCUUGCUUCAUGAUACCUCGCCCGUUGCAAAUUUGGAGGGAAGAAACCAAACAAAGCUCUUUCCCCAUUCAAUGAUCUGCCACUACCACCGCUGUCCUUGCUUCUCCUCCUCAAUCUUCCAUGGCUCCUUUCGCCCAAACCCUAACCCUAACCCUAACCCUAACCCUAAUUCCUUCACUCUCCAUCGAUCCCCUCCCUCCUCCUCCCUCAAACCCCUCAUCUCCACCCAAAUCAGCGCAACAUCAUCAGAUAAAAUCUCACCCACAAUCGAAACCCUAAACCCUUCCAAUCUUUCCCGCCGCCAGAACGCCAAGUCGACGUCUCUCUUCCUCCUCCACUCCCAAGGCUCAGCACCUCACAACGACGAGCAAGAAGAAGAAUUAGACGAAGAUGAGCUUCAGAGAAAGAGAAUCGUAGAGGAAGCAUCUCUCGCGACUCGAAGGAUCGCUAGGUUCCCUGGAUCCGUCGAUUUCCCCAAACCCGAGCAGUUUCAGUACCCAAUCGAUCUCAAUCGAGCUGUUCUUGAGAGCGACGAGGAGGAUAUUAGGAAGGCGAUUGAGGUCAGGAGAGGGGUCGCUGCUGAGAUCUUGAAGGGGGCCUUGAGAGCUGGGAAGCUUAGUGUGAACUACUCUGACAAUCUUGUUUCGAGACUGAGUGGGUUUAUUGAUAGGGUUGUGAUUGGGGCGGCUGCCAUGAAAGGGGUUUCGGAGUUCAAUCACGUGUCGUUCAAUGUGAGGGCAAAGAGUUGCAUUCAGAGCUCUGGAGUUGUCGCCCUUGUCAAGUGGUUGAAGCAUAAUUCAAUGACAUACCCACAAAUUGGUAAGGCAAUAUGCAUGUGUUCUGGUGAUCUUGAGCAAGUGAGAAGGGUAGCAGAAUGGUUGAAGACGAUUCAUGUGAGGGGAAGGUCUCUUGGUGUUGUAUUGGUAAAAGCAAGCUCGAUUUUGGAGCGAAGCUUGGAAGAAAUGGAUCAGAUUGUUGACUAUCUCAUUGAGAGUGGAGUGAGGAGGGACUGGGUCGGUUUUGUUGUCACUCGAUGUCCACAAGUGUUGACUUUGACCAUGGAGGAGUUGGUGUCACGUGUAAAGUUUUACUCGGAGAUGGGUAUGAACAAGGAGGAUUUUGGCACUAUGGUCUUUGAUUAUCCUCGAGUGCUUGGGUUCUUUAGCCUUGAUGAAAUGAAUAGUAAGGUUCAAUACCUUAAGGAAUUUGGCUUGAGUACUGAGGAUGUUUGCAAGCUAUUAGCGUUCAAGCCACGACUGAUGGGCUGCAGCAUAGAGGAAAGGUGGAAGCCGCUUGUGAAAUACCUGUAUUACCUUGGUGUUCGACGUGAUGGAAUGAAGAGAAUACUUAUAGUGAAACCCAUGAUUUUCUGUGUUGAUCUGGAGACAACUAUUGCACCCAAGGUACGAUUUUUGAAGGACCUAGGCAUCAAAGAAGAAGCCAUUGGUAGUGCUAUAGUGAAGUUUCCGCCCUUGCUAACAUAUAGCCUCUACAAGAAAAUCCGACCAGUGGUCAUUUUCUUGUUAACAAAAGCUUGUGUGACACGAACUGAUAUUGCAAAAGUGAUUGCUUUUGACCCGCAACUUGUAGGAUGCAGUAUCAUAAAGAAGUUGGAGGUCAAUGUUAACUACUAUCUAUCACUAGGAAUUCGACCUCGGUUACUAGGUGUGAUGGUAGCUGACUUCCCAAUGCUGCUCAGGUACAAUUUGGACAUCGUCCGCCCCAAGUAUCUGUAUUUGAGGAGAGUUAUGGUACGCCCACUGAAGGAUCUUAUUGAAUUUCCAAGAUUUUUGAGUUAUUCAUUAGAGGGUAGAAUAAUUCCAAGACACAAAGUUCUGGUGGAAAACCGUAUAAACUUCAAGCUGCGGUACAUGUUAUCAGGUUCGGACGAAGAGUUCGAUCAGAGAGUACAGGCUGCUAUUGAGAACCGAAGAAGGUUUGAAUCUGGCGACACAAAUUUUGAUGCGUCUGAUUGUGAAUCACCUCAUAUACCUUCUGUAGCUUCAUGACAACCCCAGUGCUCAGGUCUUUCUGGCUUUCGUCUGAGAUUCUUGUACAGUGUAACAAAGGCAAUGUAUUCCUCGACACAUUUGUAAAAGUUAUUUCAGCAAUCAGAAAUUGUGGACUUUGUUCUGCAAGGAUAAGUGGUUUCUCCUU
Molecule: messenger RNA, 2172 nt
Organism: Asparagus officinalis (garden asparagus)
Lineage: Eukaryota; Viridiplantae; Streptophyta; Magnoliopsida; Asparagales; Asparagaceae
Product: transcription termination factor MTERF2, chloroplastic
Exons: 6
Coding region: 87-2024 (645 amino acids)
Biological process (GO): regulation of DNA-templated transcription
Molecular function (GO): double-stranded DNA binding
Source: RefSeq, a predicted model, not a curated record